GCCCCGGCCUUCGACCACGAUGAAGCGUCUGGUUCUGCUGUGCGUCCUGCUGGUCGCCUCUCGGGCCAAGGUCUUCGAGAAAUGCGAGCUGUCCCAGAUGUUGAAAGCCAACGGCCUGGACGGCUUCCAAGGCAUCACUCUGGAGGAAUGGAUCUGCAUAGCCUUUCACGAGAGCGGUUUCGACAGCAGGGCCCUCAACUACUACAACGGCAGCAGCAGCCACGGGCUCUUCCAGAUCAACAGACAAUACUGGUGUGACGGCCAAGACGCCAAAUCCACCGAGCCCUCCGUGAAUGCCUGCCAGAUAUCUUGCGACAAGCUCCGGGAUGAUGACAUCACAGAUGACAUCAAGUGCGUCAAGAAGAUUUUGAAGGAAUCUCAAGGGAUCACAGCCUGGGAAGCCUGGCAGCCCUUCUGCUGCGCCGACCUCGAUCAGUGGAAGUGCUAG
Messenger RNA from Tachyglossus aculeatus (Australian echidna), 448 nucleotides. Its product is annotated as alpha-lactalbumin. Gene Ontology annotation, molecular function: lysozyme activity. NCBI's taxonomy places the organism in Eukaryota, Metazoa, Chordata, Mammalia, Monotremata, Tachyglossidae. The coding region runs from base 20 to 448 and encodes 142 amino acids. The transcript has 4 exons. The record is from RefSeq and is a predicted model, not a curated record.